Tetrahymena thermophila SB210 is the source of this 3930-nucleotide messenger RNA. Its product is annotated as transmembrane protein, putative. Lineage: Eukaryota; Ciliophora; Oligohymenophorea; Hymenostomatida; Tetrahymenidae. The transcript is spliced from 4 exons. The record is from RefSeq and is a predicted model, not a curated record.
AUGUUUAACUUUUACUAGCUUAAAGAACUUGUAAUGAAUUCUUACUAGGAUAUAAUUUUUGAGUCUAACAUUGAAAAUUAAAAAAUAAACAUGAUUGGAGCUAUUCUCUUUGACGAGAAAAUUAAUCUUUGUAAAAAAUAGCUUAGAAAUACUUUAAUUCAAACUGGAGAUUUCUAUGAUUUGUUAUGUGGGGAUUAUAUUCCAUUGAAAAAACUAGAAAUUAUGUCUAUACCUCUGAUAAGUCUUAAUUAAGAGUUAUAAAAUAGCUUUAUAGAGCUUUUUUAAAUAAAUGCGUUUGGUUUAGAUCUUCAAUAUCUGGCUAGUGUAUUUAUCUAAGUUCUAGAUUUUUAGAAUAGAAAAAUCUCAGAUUUUCAAAAGUAGGCUCUAAAUAUCCUCAGCAAUUCUUAAAGGCUUAAAUAGAUUAAAGAGCAACAAAAAAUCAAGCAAACUAAUUACUUAUCUGAAGAUGUUUGUGUAAUUUUUUCUUCGCUUUUGGAUAAUAAUUAUAUCGUUAACAAGGUUUCAAACACCUUUUUCUAGAUAUUUGGGAUAAAAGUAGAUGCAAUUCUUGGCAAAUAGUUGAAUUUAUUAGUACCAAAUAUAGUAAAAAAGCAUCAUAAUAAAAUGAUCUAGAAAUUUAUUGAUCAAGAAUCUCUUAAUAUAGUUUAAAAAGGAGAAAGACAUACUUUUGCUCUUGAUAAAAAGGGAUUUGUUUUCCCUAUCACUUUAAGAUUGAAAAUUGAAAUCUUUGAAAAUGAUAUUGGCGUUUGUACUUUGCUUUAACGAUUUGGCAAAUAAAAAUCAUAUAUUUUAUUUGAAGAGGAUGGCAAAAUCACAGACUUUUCAAAAAAAAUAUUUACUGAUAUUUUUUAAUCCUCGGAUCCUAAAAUUGAAAUUUUGUAAAAUGCCUUCAGUUUGAUACCUUCACUUGAAACUGUGAUGGAGAGCAAGUAGUUUUAUAUAUAAUUUUGCAGUAAUUUAGUGGUUAAUAGAGAAUUAAUAAAAAAAUAAAAGCAACAGAAGGAAUAGCCUUCUCCUACUAAAUCUGAUAAUAAAAAUAGUAAAAGAGCCUAUUCAAUAAACGAUGAUGUAUUUUUGAUUUAAUUUAAGGUAGGAGUGAACACCACCAAUAUAAAUGUAAACAUAAAUUAUGUUGAAAUUGACUUUUACGAAAGAGAAGUAAAUGAAAUGAAAAAAAGAAGAAUAAUUUAAUAAUUAAACUAGCUAUAUAAUCUUAAAGAGAACCAGUAAAGUUAAAGUAAUUAUAACUUCCAGAUUCCUGAUUUGAUUAACAGCUACUCAAAUAGGCAAGCUACUUAAAUAUCUUUCAACUAUGAUUUAAGCCCUACUAAAACUAUGUUAAAAACUUUUUUUUAAGAUGAAGAGAGCAUUAAAUCACCCACUUAGUUUAGUCCUUUAAGAAUUCAAAGAAGAAGAAGUAACAAACAUAAAAGAGCUUAGAGUGUUAAUAAUAAUCAUUAAUCACAAUAAAAUAUUUCAUAUCUUUUACAGUAAAAAUCACUUUAAGAAGAUUUAGGGCUCUCUUCUUAAGGAGAAAUAUAGCUUGUUUCUUUGUAAUAAAAUAAAUAAGCAGAAGAUAAACAAGAAAUAAAUAUGAAUUUAUUCUCAAAGAUAGAUGAAUAAAAAACUGAUAUACCUUUCUAAACUUUUAGGACCACUCAUUAACUUUAAAUCAAUACAACAUAGGAAGGUGAGAGCAUUAAAUCACCUUGCUACUAAGAUGGCAAUGAAGGUAUAGAAUCUUUUAAGAAUAUUUAAAUUGGUUAAAGGGAGAAGAUGCAAAAUUUUUAAAAAUACUAUCAUGAAUUUUACUAAAAUUAAGAAAGUUCAUUAAAUAAUCUAAACUUAUUUCAAAACAACAAUAUUAUGCUCUAAGAAUACAAUAAUUAUUCAGUUUAAAAGUAAAAAACUUUAUUCUAUAAUAACCUUAAUUAAAUUUAUGAUGAAGAGUCAGAAUCUUAAGAAUCAAGUCUAAAGGAUAUUAGAAUAAAUAGAAUCAAUUUGAGCAGUACUGAUUCUCGUAGCUAAGAGAAUUAAAAGAAAGAGUAAAUGAAUGAAAUUGCAAGUGUAAACUCAAGUAAAUUCAGUUUAUUUGAGCUCAUGAAAAGGUCUAUGGUUAAAAGAAUAUAAUCGAAAGUAUAUACGAGAGGCUAAAAGCUUAUGAUUAUUACAGGGAUUCUUGCCUUUGUGACUUUAACUAUAGCUACAAUUUUAAUGUACUAAGAGAACAUUAAUAGCUUAGACUAAUAUGUUUCAUCUUUUUUGAAUAUAGAUAAUGCAAUCUACUGUUUUGUUGAUGUUAUGAAUAUUUUAGCUUUAAAGAAUUAUUCAAAAUUACUUUCUUCUAAAAAAAAUCCUUACAUUAUUGAUAACUUAACAAUAUAAAAACUUGAAAAGAAAAAUGUAAAAACAAUAGAGUUUCCUUUGGUUCUUAAUAAUUAUAAACAAAAUUUAUAAUAACUUGUUUUACAUAAUGACAAUGAAGAAUCAAUUAAUGAACUAUAGAAUAACCUUUUUUUAGUUUAAAAAUUCACUGUUGGCUUUUCUGACUAGGAUGACUAAUUGAAUUAAAUAAGCACAAAUGUUACUCAGAGUUUGUAAUAUACUUUGAUGGAAUACUACUAUUCUAUUUAUAGGUAUACAAUAAAACUUGAAGAAGCUUAAGAAAACUUUAUCUGGACUAACCUUAUUGAAUUAAAAAAAAGAACAAGGAACUUGCAGUCAAUUUUUUACCAAUAAGUCAACAAACAAUUUAAUAAAAUGAAUAAUGAAUAAACAAUGAUUAUUAUAUUAAUCGUCAUAAUUAGCAUUUUUAUGGUAAUGGCAAUAAUUCCUUUAAGCAUUAUAAUAUAAAUGCAAAAAGAAAAAAUUAUGAAACUCUUAGGUUCAUUCCAACCUUAGAUACUUGAAUUUCAAAUAAAACUUAUUGAAUUGGCUAUUUUUAAAAUAGAUAAUAUCCAUUUAGUCAAUAAAGUUAAUAAGAGUUUCUCAAUGAGCAACAAAUCUUCUAAAAAAAACAGUAAACAAAUAAAACUCUUAAUGGAAAUGGCUCUAGAAGGGAGAGUAGACACUUAGACUAAUCAAACUAGUAAGUUCAAUUAAGAAGUCAAUGAAUAAAUACCAAAAUACAUUAAAAGACAGUAAAACAAAAGAAAAAGAUCUAUCGCAUCUUUUAGUAGUUUACCAAAACUUAGCUUCAAAAUCCUUUUAAUGAGUGUUGUUGCAAUAAUACUUUUAUUGGCUUAGCCAUUUUUAAACAUAAUUUAAUUUAAUCCUUUUCAAGAAGAGUCAAAAGCUACCUUAGAAGAUAGAAUUACUUUAAUUAGCAUUUAUUCUUGUUUAAUUGAAAAUUAAACUCCUCAUUACGAGACCUUAUACAUGACAAUUCUUCAGAAAUAUCUUCCUACCGAGACUUAUUAUUACUAUUAUAUUCAGAACAUAACUGAUUAGAAUUAUUAAUCUAUUUUAGCAAUAUCCAACUUGACUUAAAGUCUGCAUAUUCCUAGAUAUAAUGAGCAGAGAUUUGAAGAAUUUUACAAAACAAUUCUUAAUGGAGACAUAUGCUCUGUUAAAGAAUCAUAUCCACAAUAUUUUAACUCAAAUGUAACUCAUGUUGAUUGUAACAGAUUAUUUGGUGGAAUGCUUAACAGAGGAUUGCUUCUUUCAAUUAAAAAGGCUUUUGAUACAUUUUAAGAACUAUACGAAAUGUAUUCAAUAACAGAUUUAGAUAUACUGCUAAACAAAUGGAUUUAAUUCCAGCAAUAGUACUCUUACAUAGAUUUUUUUUAGUUUGUAAAAGUGAUCACAGAGACAGUUAAUGGCAUCAAGUAAUACUAAAAUGACUUGCUAUAUGAAAAUAACUUUAUCUAGUCUUAUUUCAAAUAAGUCAAAAUUAGUAAAAAAAGUUGA